This is a messenger RNA of Dracunculus medinensis (Guinea worm), 564 nucleotides long. NCBI's taxonomy places the organism in Eukaryota, Metazoa, Nematoda, Chromadorea, Rhabditida, Dracunculidae. The record is from the annotation of a GenBank genome assembly.
AUGGCACCGAAAAAGGUAGCUUACGCCGCCGUUUCCAAUAAUGAUGUUAACUGUUUAAAUAAAACUAUUGAGGAUAUGAGGUACCAACUAGCUUCCAUUACUGAGAAAUAUGAAAAACAACAAGAUCUAAUUAUGCAUUUAACUAGAUCUAUUGAAAUACUUACAAAGGUCAACGAAGAACUUAAGAAUGAUAUUAAUAAUUUGAAAGCUUCGUCUUUGGGCAACUUCGAGCAUUCAAAAAUUGAAACUGAACAAGUAUUGGAAACCAUUGAAGAAUAUUUUGAAAAGAAGGAAAAAGAGCUAUGUCUAGUUGGCAUAAACAUUCCAGAGAAAUCUACGGAUGAUGAAUCUACUGCCGAUAGGCUUUUAGCAGAAAACAUUGUAGUUGCCGCUGGGUUCAAGACUGAAUUCAUUAAGGAGGUCCGUCGUCAUGGAAGGAAGGGGACAGGCAGGCCACGAGUACUUAAAAUUCGUCUAGAAGAUAAGCAUAUGGCCAUGUCUGUUUUGCGUAAAAAGAUGUGCACUCGAUCGUUCCCCCUGGAAGUUUUUUGCGAAAAGAUCUGA